Podarcis lilfordi (Lilford's wall lizard) is the source of this 2686-nucleotide messenger RNA. The record is from the annotation of a GenBank genome assembly. Lineage: Eukaryota; Metazoa; Chordata; Lepidosauria; Squamata; Lacertidae.
AUGGAGAUGGUGCCUGGCAGCUGGCCCGACCCGAAAGUGUCCUCCAACAUUAAGCUCCGAAACCGAGGCUCAGCUGCAUCCAGGGGGGCCCCCGGCAAGCCCUUACCCCCCUCUCCUCUCCAGGGGCGCCCCAACCCUCCGAAGCAGAAUUGGAGGGGAGGAAAGGGGGUUAGUUGAAUACAACCCAGGGCCCACGAAUUAUCACAUUUUUAAACUCGAUAUGCCCUCCAUACAUGCAUAUAUUUCUAUUGUCGCACUAUGCAGCGCAGCCAAAAUACUGAAUUUUCAGAAUUUCGAAAAUCUGUACAUGGUAGCAAAGGUGUCAGAUCCAGUUCUCCAGUAAGGCUGACCUGAAGUCUUCCAUCCCAACUGUUCAUGUGGCAGGUACAUUCUAGGAUUCGGCACACAUUUCUAAAAUGACAGCAACCUUGCUGAUAGGAAUUAAGUACUAUGCAACAAAUGUAUUUUCAAGAUGAACAGUUGAAAAUGCAUUUGUAGUUAUUUAUAAUAAUAAUAAUAACAACAACAACAGCAAUUUAUUUAUACCCCUCCCAUCUGGCUGGGUUUCCCCAGCCACUCAGGGCAGCUCCCAACAGAAUAUUAAAAAAUGAUAAAACACCAAACAUUAAAAAACUUUCCUAAACAGGGCUGCCUUCACAUGUCUUCUAAAAGUCAGAUAGUUGCUCAUUUCCUUGACAUCUGAUGGGAGGGUGUUCCAAGGGUGGGAGCCGCUACCAAGAAGGCCCUCUGCCUGGUUCCCUGUAAACUCACUUCUCGCAGGGAGGGAACUGCCAGAAGGCCCUCGGAGCUGGACCUCAGUGUGCGGGCUGAACAAUGGGGGUGGAGACGCUCCUUCGGGUAUACUGGGCCGAGGCUAUUUAGGGCCGUUUAUUUGGAGAAAAGUAACUUAAUUUCAAUUCAGUUUUAUAAUCUUUGUUAUUGAAGAGGAAGUAAAAACCCAGUAGCCAAAAUAUUUAAUUUAUAGGGAUUAGCAUAUGAAAUCUUUGGAAAUCUUUCUCCUAGCAAUAACUAAUUAGAGACCAAUUCAAAAGUUUGUGUGUAGAAGUAUCUUGCAGCCCAUAUUUUCAACACUAUUCUGGGAUGGAUCUAUCUUCUGGGACUAGUACGUCCUAAAAGUAUGUAAUACUUACAAAAAUAACUGGGGGUGGGGAGAGCAAAAUCCUUGGAAUAACAGAGGUGGAACAUUUUAGGGUUGUGGCUUCCGGCUUCAUCUUCAAUGGUGAAGCAAGACCCCAAAAUACUAGGACAUACACAUACCUAGAGAUAUUUGGGAGCUACUGGAUGUUGAUAGCUUUACUUAGGAGUGUAUUUAAAAUAGUUACAAGCACAGACAGAAUAUAAAUUAAAGAAUUGGGGAAGUAGAGGGCAUGGAAAGAGGACUAGUAACAAUUGAUCCACCCAUCCAAAUCACCAAAACAAUAACCUGUGAUCCUGAAUGGAGCAGUCUGGAGCCUGGGGGUGGUUAAUGUCUUGUGGACUAUACAAAUUAAAUGGGAGUACAAAUGGCUGCAAACACAUAGUAAACCAGUGUGGAUGGGGCAACAACAGAAAGAAAGAAAGUUUGUGGGGAAUAAAUAAAUUUAACCAGGGAUGAAUGUGAACAAAUGACAUCACAUGCUCCCACGUAGGCUUAGUUUUAUUGGAGGAGAGUUGAUUCUAAAUACAAGUAUCACGAAAACAAGAAUUGAAAUAUGAGAGGUGUAUGCACUCAAGAAGGGAGUUCUAGGUAUAAAAUAUGUAGCAGCAAGGGAGAAUGGAUAAGGAUCUUUUAAGAGAGCAGGAAACAUUGCUAAACUGCAGAAGCAAAGGUCAGAGUAUCCUGGGAAAUGGCAGAAAUAUAAGGCAUAGCUUAUAAUCUACUUGUACAAUACUUCUUGUAUCAACAAGAGGAGCAGAAUGUGGAGGGCAUCUGGGUAGUGGGAAAAUUUAGUGGCAGAUGCUGAUACAAGUUCUAGAUGCAGAAACAAGGAAAGGUGCAAUACUGAGAUUCUAAAUGUAUUAGACAUAUCAGCUAUGCCACUGUCUUUAAACCUGAUAGUAAUCUCAGCAGUAGAUCUCACUGAUUAUUCUCUAAGCAAAUUGAGAAUCAAUCUGGUAUUUUCUUAUUUGUGAGAGUUAUUUAUUCAUUUAUUCAGUUUAUUCAUUGCUUUUUACACGAAAAUGACUCAGACGACUUACAAAGUAGGGUACAGGAAAAUUAUAAACAGCUCAGAGGGGUUUUCUUUUUUUACAAUCAAAUGGGAUAUAAAUAAAUAAAUAAAAUAAAAACCAAAUAUAGGAACAGCAAUAAAAGAAGAACUUAAACUGUUUGCUUAUAAAAAGGACAAAUCCAACCCCCCCAACUAAAAGGCUAAGCACAAAAUAGGUGUCUGCUAGGAGGCUGAAAAAUCAAACAGUCCAGAUGGGAUUGCAUCUGCACAACAGUGAUUAUAACUCUCAACUUUAAAUAUGCUAAUAGAAAUAGCAAGGAAGGCAGUGAGUGAUCUUGUGGUUACACUGCCAUGCAGGAAAUAAUAAAGGUCGUGUGCUCCAUGCAAAGAAAGCAAGAUGCUGACUGAGGCCAAUAUCUUAUGGAAUGAUGGGGGCCAUUCUGUUGAUAGAAAAUGUCUUUGUGUUCAAAGGAGAGAAUAUGGAGAUUCGGAAGGAAAUGUGUCCAGAGAGCUAA